This is a messenger RNA of Centropristis striata (black sea bass), 3259 nucleotides long. It is a transcript of the gene tagln3b, whose product is annotated as transgelin 3b. The record is from RefSeq and is a predicted model, not a curated record. Gene Ontology annotation, molecular function: protein binding. The transcript is spliced from 5 exons. The coding region runs from base 2005 to 2604 and encodes 199 amino acids. Lineage: Eukaryota; Metazoa; Chordata; Actinopteri; Perciformes; Serranidae.
AGUAAAGGGAUGGGCGAGCAAGCUUGAGAGGUUGCUGCGAUAAGGAGAGAAGGACUGUUUACUGGGAAGUCAACCCUCAAGAAAUUUACCAAAUGGCAUGUUUGUCUGCCAAAUAUGACAUUUUAUCCAUCUCUGUUAUUUCCCAUCUCUGUUUCUUCAUCUGUUUCAUCAUUUCAACAUGCCGUUGCAGUGCAAACUAUAUUGAAAGGGAGCUUCCCUGCUAGCUGUUCCCUUAUAUCUUCAGGUUGCAUUUGUAUGUUUUUCAGGUUAUUAUACGGAGUGUUAUGUUGGCCUUUGUUAGGUCCGCUGUUGCUGAUGUCCCAGCCGCUGUUCUUACUGUUGACUGUUUUUCCCCUCCCUCAUUACGUAGACACAUAGUUUUCCUGUGCCUUUUUUAAUCACUUUUCACCCAUUUUGGCCAAUAAAACCUCUGCACGCUAGAGUGCAGGUCUCAGUCUGUUACCACAACCAACACAACAUCAUCCGCUCAUUAAAAAUUACUCUCAUCAUGACUUAGAGAGUGCUGUUGAUAUUCAAAUUCAAAUGCAAACAUAAUAUCUUAAGUUCUAAAAGUGUUUACAAUUUCAGGAAAUUGAGAGCUGAAAUUCAGUUAAGUACUAUUGAGAAUGUUGCAUAUUAAUGUUCAUUUUAAGUGUCAAAAUCAGAUCCCAAACCAAAUCACCACAAUUACCAAACAGAUAAAAGGAAGAAGCAAAAUGAGCACAUUUCUUUUACGCAAAUCCAGAUAGAGUAAACAGCAAAGAUAAAAAAUGAAACACAGUUUGCCAGGUAGUGAAGUAUGUCAACACAGUGAGUCAUAAUUCUAAUUAGUUAGUCAAAAUUUUCAUAGGCCACAGCCAUGUGUGGUUUAUUUUUGUUAAAAGAACAUUCUGUUACAUGACUCCCAUACCUGUUGGCCUUUAGUCAUAGAGAGGCCUGCUGAAUGGAGUCACUGGACUGUUGAUUAUUAACAUGUAAUUGGCCACCAGAUGCACUAUGCUCAAUGGCGCGAACCCAACCACUUAACUGUCUCGGGUUCACUUAACUGCAGCAGUGACCUUUAACUCGUGGGUGAGCUAUGUAGUCAGUCAUUUUUUGUGUCAAAACUAAAAUCAAAUCUCAGUUUAUGGGAGCAGACAGCUAUAAUGCAAGCAGAAAAGCCUUGGUGGUGUUUUACUAUGGGCACCCGUUGCGAUAGUUUUUAUAUUCAGCAUACCACAGAUCAUUGUUUACUAGGAAAUGCUUUGUAAUUAGUUGUUUAGCUGUGUAAAACCAGUCAGCGUACUUUACAUAUUGAGCCACAGCAAUCUGCAAACCGCGUUUCCCAUAUUCGUAAACAUUUAUCCACCAAGAAAAUAGCUCUCAUCACAUAAACUAAAAGACAGAUGCUUUAACAAGCAAUAAGCCUCAGUGUUUGCAUUGUGUGAAAGCCAAACAAACAAUAAGUCAGGAGGGAGACCAACCGGUUAAAGCAACUAUUCUAACAAGAUAACUUAAGCAAACAUCCAGCUGCUCAGCUGCCAUUGUGCAAGUCACUGAAUCUUGCAGUUAUGAUGAAGUAAAAUGGGUUUUUAUAUUGGAUAUAGUGUAUUUAAGUCCAGUUUUGACCUCAAGUCACAGGAAAGUGUUUGAAAAGAUAAUUUAAUGAAUUUGGCUCCAUCAUGUGCCUUGGUUUGCUGGCGGUCACUUCAUGCUGACUGAAGCUGAGCAUGCACUGGCCACUGUCCGGAAGCGGUGUCAUGUCGCAUUCUGUGUUGAGAGUCUCUAGGGACCCCUCCUUGGGAGCUGGCAUAUAAAACGAGUGACCCGCCCCUCCCGGACAAAUGAGAUCCAGCCCGGCCCGACGCGCCUGUGCUGCGCUUCAUGGAUGCUUCAGCACUUCAGCAUCCUCAGCCCUGCCCAGCUCAGCGGAAUUAACACCGUGACUCGGACAAAUCUGACCGCUCUUUGCAGACUCUUCAGGCUACUAUACACUACAUAUAUUUAAGUGCUGCGAGAGCUGCCAUGGCGAACAGAGGGCCCAGCUAUGGACUGAGCCGAGAGGUGCAGGAGAAGAUCGAGCAGAAGUACGACCCGGACCUGGAGCAGCGGUUGGUGGACUGGAUAGUUGCACAGUGCAGUGGAAACCUGGAGAAGCCACAGACGGGCAGGGAGAACUUCCAGAAAUGGCUGAUGGAUGGAACAAUCCUCUGUAGGCUUAUCAACAGCCUUUAUCCGAGAGGUAAGGAGCCCAUCAAGAAGAUUCCAGAGACGCAGAUGGCCUUUAAACAAAUGGAGAAGAUCUCUCAGUUCCUGCAAGCAGCUGAAGCUUAUGGAGUCACAACCACUGACAUAUUUCAAACAGUGGACCUCUGGGAAGGAAAGGACAUGGCAGCAGUGCAAAGAACUCUGAUGGCUCUGGGGAGCGUGGCUGUCACUAAGGACGAUGGUCAUUACAGAGGUGACCGAGAAUGGUUUAACAGGAAAGCCCAGGGGUAUCGACGAGAGUUCAGUCAAGAGCAGCUCCGCCAAGGUCAGAGUUUGAUCGGCCUGCAGAUGGGCAGCAACCGUGGGGCCUCCCAAGCUGGUAUGACAGGCUACGGUAUGCAUCGUCAGAUCAUGUAGACCACUUCCUAACUAACCUGCUCCCCUGCUUCCAGACCUUAUUUUCUACUAAUACCACAAAACCUCCAUAUCCUCUGUAGCACCCGCCAUGUUAACCUCAAUUUCCCUGGAAUUGCUGCUUUCCCAAACACAGUGUUCUAUCUUAAAAAAUGAUGUCAAAUUCUGUAGAUUUUCUUUAAUCUCUUCCUGUUCCUCUCUUCCCUUUAGCCAUGUGCUGUUCCACCUCUAGCUUUACUUUCCAUGUCUAAGUGAUUACGUAAUGAGGAAAUCCUAGUCAUUCAACAUCCAUUUAGUCUUGUAGAGAAUAAAGAUUAAAAUCUGUAUACAAAAGAAGCCAUCAGUGUUAUUCACAUUUUGAAUCAGAAAUACUGUAAACCACUGUUACAGCAUGCUUUAUGGUAUUUAUUUAUUUAUUAUAUAUGCAUUUAUUUAUAUGUGUCAUUGUUUUAGGAUGAUCUGUUACUAUGUAAUAUUUUUGCCUUAAACCUAAUGGAACUCAAUGACUUUCACUGUCUCUGCUGUCUGCUGUCAAGACUUGUUGCAGUAUCCUCUGUAACCAAAUCAACCUCACGUUGUGCCUGGUUGUGGGACUAAAGAGACGAGUUCCUGAUAAACUGGCCUCAAAUUAUAAAUGAGUUUCAAUAAUUCUGAGCCA